Dunckerocampus dactyliophorus (ringed pipefish) is the source of this 7075-nucleotide messenger RNA. RefSeq names its product volume-regulated anion channel subunit LRRC8C. Lineage: Eukaryota; Metazoa; Chordata; Actinopteri; Syngnathiformes; Syngnathidae. Gene Ontology annotation, molecular function: protein binding. The transcript has 2 exons. The coding region runs from base 2008 to 4371 and encodes 787 amino acids. The record is from RefSeq and is a predicted model, not a curated record.
GGUAUUUGACAUCGGUGCGUGUCCUGGUGUUUUUGAAGCAUGAAAAUCGACUCCCGAGAGCUACCUGACACGGCCGGCAGCAGGUAAGUGAAACAUUCAUGGAUAAAACUUAUUUUUGUAUUACCAUGUAUCAGUAUUCUAUAGAAAAAUGUGAUAGUUAUAAAGCCUGACAGAGAAACUUAGAAGCUGUCAUCUUGGGAGGAAAUACAAAAUGGUAUUUGUUUGUAGUUGUACACCUGCGAUGAUGACUCAACGGUAUUUUUAAUCAGAAUUUGAAAGUGCUGCUGAGCAGCAAUAGCUGCAAACUAUCCUACUUACCUGAAAUGCCUUUAUUGACGUAGCUGUAUAAUGAUUAUUGGUUAUAAAUCCCCAUUUGUAAGGAAUAACACAAGUUGUGUAGUUUUAAAAGCAAUAAAUGUGUGUGAAGAGUCGAGAUAGUGAAACCGAGUAGAUGGUUGACAUUGUUGCCAAACUUGUUGAUCCACUUGGAAUACACCCACUUGAAAUACACACCUGACACUGCAGCACACAAUCACUGGCUGUGUUCAUGUUUAACCCAACACAUGUGCAGUUCACAGCAUGCAGUAUUACUAGUUAUUACUAGGUACUACUACCUCAACUGCUGCGUUAAAUUAACUGCUUUACUUCCAGUCUGGCUGUAGUCUAUUAUUUCAAGGUUAUUUUGUGUAUUCACAAAGAAACCGAGCUUGCAUGCAAAUGUGAAUGGACAGCAAGUAUUUGUUUCUAAAAUCUAGUGGAACUUCUUAAACACGAUUUGUUUUUCCCAUCGGAAAUGAUGUCUAUAAAAAUAAUCAGUUCCAGGGUCAAACUGUCACCAUCAUAAACCCUGUAUUAACUAUACAAGCAAUAUUUUAAGUAACAUUUUAACCUUCUUAACAGGUAUACAAGUGUACUCCAAACAAGUUACUAAUAAAUUACCUCAUAAAAACAUUUGAAUUAAAUAAAUAAUUUUAUUCAAAUGUUAUUAAUAGUAGCCUAUUAGAUCUAAUAAAUAAUUUAAAUUAAAAAAAUAGUCCAUCCAUCCAUCUUCUAUGCCGCUUCUCAUUAGGGUCGCGGGGGUAUGCUGGAGCCCAUCCCAGCUGACUUCGGGCGACAGGCGGGGUACACUCUGGACUCGUCUCCAGCCAAUCGCAGGGCACAUAUAGACAAGCAACCAUUCACACUCACAUUCAUACCUAGAGUCGCCAAAACAUUCAUGUUUUUGGAAUGUGGGAGGAAACCGAAGUACCCGGAGAAAACCCACGAACGCACUAGAGAACAUGCAAACUCCACACAGAAAUGCCCAACGGAGAUUUGAACCCUGGUCUUCCCAAUCUCCUGACUGUGUGGCCAACAUGCUAACCACUAGACCACCGUGACCAGCCAUAAAAAAAAAAAUAAUACAAUGAAAUGAUAAAUAACAUUUCUAAAAACUAUCCAUUGUGUGCAUUGAAGGAAGUCUGUGUUUUUUUUUAAACAUUAUGAAAUAUCAUAGAACUUAGUGUAAUAAAUCUCGAUAAAUUGUGUUCUGACGUUGAAGACGCAUGACAGAAGUAGGAGGUGUGUCUCAUUCACACUAAGUACCGUUUACGUCGCGGUUUACAUGAGGUUUUCCUUUUAUUAUUAGUGUCACUUUAACCAUGUUGUACUGAGCAGCCAAGACUGAGACCCGUGUACCACAAUAAGUGCCAUUUCCUGUUGUAUGGUUAUCACACUUUCCCUCGAACCCCUCCCAAAGUAAGCAAAAGAAAACGGCACAUUUUGCCAGAAAACCAUGAACAAUUUCCAAAUUGUAUGACUUAAGGGACAUUUGAUGGUGGAACAAGAAAUGUUUGGUGCAUUAAAGGCAAAUCUAGUGUCCUUCAUCAUUUACUCAUUAAAAAAAAAACAUUGUCUCCUCCAACAAUGUACGACAUAACAUGAUGUCACUGCACUAGAAGCCUAUUUCAGCUUCAGUUCUUGUCCUCUUACCCACAUUCACUCUUUCAGCGUGGACCAGCAGACAGGAUGAUCCCAGUGGGAGAAUUCCGGAACAUCGGCAUAGAGCAGAACUCAAAGUACCGGGUGCUCAAACCGUGGUGGGAUGUUUUUUCCGAGUACCUGUGUGUUGCCAUGCUCAUGAUUGGAGUCUUUGGGUGCACCCUUCAGGUAACACGUCCUAAAUUAUUAUUUUUAAAAGUAUAUUGGCACUGUUUGUAUUUUUUGAGGCAUGAGACCGGCCUAUCUGAUAGCACAGCAGUCGACCUUCACAACAGCGUGCUUGGCCGUAAAAACAACCUGGAUAUCCACCAGUAUGUCUUCAUCAACCACUAUUGCUACGAAAAGUUUGUGCACUGGUAUGCAAAGUACUUCCCCUACCUCGUGGUGAUCCACACCAUGAUAUUUAUGGUAGCCAGCAGCUUUUGGUUCAAGUUCCCUGGCACAUCCUCCAAACUUGACCUCUUUGUCACCAUCCUGGGAAAAUGCUUCGACUCCCCCUGGACCACGAGGGCCUUGAGUGAGGUUUGUGAGGAACGGAGCGAGGAGAAAUUGGUCAGUUUGAGGAGGAGUACAGUGUCCAAAGAUCCACCAGAGAGACGGACGGACGAGGAAGAGACCACCCUCCUUCAACGGGUUGGUUCUUCAAAGUCUAAUCCAGAUAAGAAAAGUCCAGAGUCUCAGUCUGCUCUAUCUGUGCUGGAUAAGAAGGGAGGAGAGGAGGCCAAGGCUCUGUUUGAGAAGGUGAAAAAGUUUAGAACUCAUGUCGAGGAGGCAGACAUCCUGUACAUCAUGUAUGUCCUGCAAACAUCACUCAAGGUCUUCAAGUUCCUUUUGAUCAUUAUCUACACAGCGGCACUGUCUCCAAACAUUGAGAUUGUGGUGCGCUGCUUGGUUCCCCCUGAGUUGACAGGUUUUGACAUUUAUUGCUGUAACCACAACAAAGCUCAUCUUUUCUCCAAGCUGGCGUAUUGCUACAUCUCCUUUGUGGGAGUCUACGGCUUGUUGUGCAUCUACACCCUCUACUGGCAGUUCCAUCGCCCCCUCAGGGUGUAUUCCUUUGAGCACGUCAGGCUAGAGACGGGCAUCAACGACAUACCCGACGUGAAGAAUGACUUUGCCUUCCUGCUUCACCUGGUGGACCAAUACGAUGACCUUUACGCUAAAAGAUUUGCUUUCUUUCUGUCCGAGGUCAGUGAGAGCCGUCUCCAUCAACUCAACCUCAACAAUGAGUGGACCACCAAAAAGCUGCGUGCCCGCCUCGCUAAGAACGCAAGCGAGCGACAGGAGCUCCACUUGUUUAUGUUGCCGGGGCUUCCCGACACAGUCUAUGAGCUUGCUGAAAUGCAGUCACUCAAACUGGAGCAAGUAAAAAACGUCUUCAUCUCACCCAGUGUGGCCAAGCUGGACAAUCUUCAGGAGUUGUGGCUGGUUUACUGCCAGGCAAAGCUCCAGCUGCCCGCCCUGAACCAUCUCAAAGAACAACUAAAGGUCCUACGACUAUGGUUUGAAGGUUUAGACGAGGUGCCUGAGUGGAUGUACCACCUGCAACGACUAGAGGAGUUACACCUGAAUGGCCCGUUAGCCACCUUGGACUCCCUCCGAGAGCUUACCGCCCUGAGGGUUCUCACCAUGCGCUCCAACCUUACAAAGAUCCCAGCCAGCAUCUGUGACGUUGCGCUGCAGCGUUUGAGCAUCUACAAUGAAGGUAGCAAGAUCCAAGCCUUCAGCAGCCUGAAGAAGCUGACCAACUUGGUGUCGCUGGAGUUGGUGGGCUGUGAGCUGGAGCGUAUCCCAAGUGCUGUCUUCAGCCUGAGCAAUAUGCAGGAGUUGGACCUCAAAGAAAACAAGCUGACAACUGUGGAGGAGAUUCUAAGUCUGCAGCACUGCCAGCGACUGGUGAAGCUGCGGCUGUGGCACAACAAAAUCACCUAUAUCCCGGAUCACAUCAGUAAGCUUCACGCGCUGGAGACUCUGGACAUUAGCUGGAAUAAGCUCAGAAAGCUCCCCAACCGGUUGUUCUACUGCACCAAGCUCAGGCACCUGGAUGUCUCCCAUAAUCAGAUCACCUCCAUCCCGCCUGAGGUGGGCAUCCUGCAGGGCCUUCAGUUCUUCUCCGCUGCUUUCAAUUCGUUAGAGACGUUACCUGACGAACUGUUCUCUUGUAAAAGACUAAAUACUCUGGCUCUUGGGAAUAACUGCUUGUUCGUCCUGAGCUCCAGGGUUGCCAAUCUGACCCAACUGGUCCGACUGGAGGUUAAAGGGAAUCGCCUGGAUGCUCUGCCUGCGGAGAUAGCACACUGUCCCCUGUUGACUUCCAAUGGGCUCAUAGCAGAGGACAGCCUGCUAGAGAUGUUGCCAUCAGAGAUGCGCAGCAGGCCGAGUAACAGCUGAGCUGAAAUCUUACUUCAUUCACGUGGCUUUUCUGAUUUAACACUUAAACCAGAUUUUUUUUGGACUUUCUAUUUACAAAUACAGUCAUGAAAGCGGAACACAAUUCAUUUCAAGUAUCCAUAGGAAAUAACACACAUAAAAAACUGUAAUUGGGUCACUUGAACCAUGUCGUAAAAAUCUAUGAGGGAAGGGAUGAGCUGAAAAUGUUCACAUUUUUAUGUUGGUUUUACAUUCUUAAACUCUGUUUUCUAUUUGUACUUUUUGUAUCAUAUAUUGAUUAUUUAGUAUGUAAGACUUUUUAUAUUUACAUGUUGACAAAGGAGGACAUCCUUUGCACGCUACCACCUGUUAACACUUAACCUGUGCCUUAAAAUGUUCCAAAUUUGAUUAUUUCAAUCAAAUAUGAUUUUUUUUCUAACCAAAUCUUGUAACCAUAUGUGUGUUUCAACAUGAAAUGAGGGGUAGAGUUUGAACUUCAAUCUAUGAAGUAUGGUAAAGAAGGUAGGAUGUCUUCUUUGUUACAACCUGGGCACUUCCACUUUUCUUUCUGCCUCCUAUUGGAUUGGAGUUUGAAAUGAAGCGCUAAUAGUUGGACAUUAGUACUCUGAAAAAGAUCCAGGACAAUUCAUGCAUCAAUUGAAUUCUUAAGUACACAUCAUUCAAAUGCCUACAGUUGUUAAAGUCUUGUACGGGUUUUCCCACAGUGUCGCAUUGCUGCCUUUCACUUCCCAAACAAAUGGAGGUUGACAGUGAAGGGAGCUUAUUUUGUAGCAGAGUAAAAGAUGCCCUUUGUUGAUAUGCCCAGUCCAACUGAGAGAAGACUGAUUCACGCAUACACACACACGCACACACAUGCACAUGCACAUGCACACGCACAUGCAAAUACACACAAAUCAUUAAGUUUAAAUAAGUGGUGAUAUAUUCAUGUCUUCCUCGAGCCCCUUAAUGAAUGAACAAGAUGGAUUUCUUGUUCUGUCUUUUACUACCUCAGUAUUUAAAUGUUUAAAAGACGUGUUGACUCAAACAAGGAGGUCAUUGUUGUUACAUAUUUUACUCUUUAUUUUUCAGAGGCACAUUUAGCAAUAAAAAUGCUGACGGCUCAUUGCUGCCUGCUAUUUUUGAUCAUGAUGUCGUCUCAAACAGGGACUCAGGGUUUUUACUUUGCACACCCAGCUGCAGCACAGUCAUGUUCUGACUUGCUAAACCACGUCAGUUGACGGACAUACCUCACCUUUACAGUACAGGAACACACCUGCACUGCUUCUCGUGCUGUAAACACACAUCCUUUUUCUGUGCACAAAUUAUUCGAAUUCGUUGUGCAUUUUUUGCUACUUUUUAUUUGUAUUUUGUCCACUCAGAAAUUUAAAAUGUUGCAAAGUACAAAAUUGAAAUAAGUAAAAGUACAGGUAUUGUACAAAUAAUCAAAUAAAAUCUAGUUACAAUAACAUAUAAAUGCUAUUUAUUACUUUUCACCACAGGGCCGAACACAAACCUUACCAAGUGAAACCAAAACAAAAACUUAACCCCAACUUUAAUCCUAAUACCAACCCUAAACCUAAUCCUAUCCUUAACCCUAAAGCCAACCCUAAACCUAACCUAACUUGAACCAACACCCAAACCACUAGUCCUAGCCAUAAAACCAACCCUAAACAAACUCCACCCCAAACCCAAUCCUAACCAAAACCAUAAACCUAAUCUAACCUAACUAAAACUAAACCCAAACUACUAAUCCUAGCAACCUAAACUACCUCCAUCCCAAACCAAAACCCCAAUCCUAACCCUAGCCAAAACUCUAAACCUAAAGCCAAACCAAAGCCUAAUCCUAACCUAACUAAAACCAACACCCAAACCACUAAUUCUAGCCAAAACCCCAACCCGACCCCCGUUCCAAACCAAAACCUCAAUCCUAACUCUCACAAAAACCCUAAACCUAAGGCCAACACUAUCCCCUUCCCAACCCCCCCAUCCUACACCUAACCCUAACCCAGCACCAACAUAUUUCAUUUGUUAUGUUCCUGCUCUGACAGGAUGUGACGAGAAGAUGUUGUGUUUCCAGGCAGGUUGCUUUAAGAGGUGAUGGGUAAUGGCUGCAAUAAAAUAAAUAAAUACAAGAGUGAGUCCUGUCUGGUAAAAUUGCAGCUGCUCAUUCAAGUUCGGUUGUCACGGCACAGUUCAAGUUUGGGUAUUUGACUUGAAGUGACAGUGGAAGAGGGGCCAAUCCAGCUAGAACAUUGAUCAAGCAGCCUCUUGCCAUUACUUUAUGGUUGAAAAAUGUCAUAUUGGUUUGAAAGUGAGACACUACAGAGACCUUACCAAUGAUGUGAGGCUCACGGCUGGUGAGCCACGGUCUCCUUUGUUUUUUAAUGUUAAAAUUUCACUUUGGUUAAAACAUUUGUUUUCAAAUGCUUCUUCGUCGCAUUUACUCACUUUUUUAUAAACUGAAAAACAUUUGUGGUCUUAUCUUUUUUUGGAUAUGAAGUAGAUGCGUCGGGAAAAGCUCUGAUACUUGGUUGUAAAAGUCCGAUCAACUUCUGUCUCACGCAUGUAAGCUGAGAGGAGAGAUUCCCCUCAGUCUCAUCUCAGCCUUCGGCCCUGUAUUUGAUCAGGUAGUGUGCAAAUUAAUAAAUAAAUCAGAAUCGUGCAGAAAAUACAUUUGUAACACAACUCAACAAACAAAUAUUAAAAUAAAUUUUAUGAUAUUGUU